Petromyzon marinus (sea lamprey) is the source of this 2072-nucleotide messenger RNA. RefSeq names its product protein tweety homolog 1-like. Gene Ontology annotation, molecular function: volume-sensitive chloride channel activity; intracellularly calcium-gated chloride channel activity. Gene Ontology annotation, cellular component: plasma membrane. The record is from RefSeq and is a predicted model, not a curated record. Lineage: Eukaryota; Metazoa; Chordata; Hyperoartia; Petromyzontiformes; Petromyzontidae.
GGCCGCCGUGCAUUGUGGGUUGAGCCGCCCAGGUUUGUCCACGGGGCUCCCGGGGUGGCAGCACGCACGGAGCUCGGUCCCCCCGAUCCUUGGGGUAACCCCCCCCCCACCCCCUCGCUGGGUCCGCGUUGGGGUCCCCGUGUCGAGGACCCCCCCCCCCCCCCCUUGCGUCCCCCUCUGCUCAUCCCCUCGCACGGCCCCGCGAUGCGUUCUCACAUGUGCCACGGUGGCCCCAGGGUGGCACACUGAGGCGUGGCGGGGGAGAUGGCCGCGCGGCUGGAGCCCUGGUGGGUGACGUGGCUCCACGGGUUUCCCCACCUCGACUUCAGUCUCCGGCCCGUGGACUCCACUUUCGCCCCCGACGACCCCGCCUACCAGCAGUCCUUGGCAUUCCUGGCUGGAAUCGUGGGCGCCUGCCUGACCUUUAACCUCCUGGUGGUGGCCAUCUACUUCCUGUGCCGCUGCUGCCGACGGUCGCUGCACCGCGAUGGCGCGGAGCUCAAGCGCGGGCGCUCGCGCUGCGCCGUGUGGGUCGUCGUGUGCGCGGCGCUCAUGUGCAGCGCGGCGAUCGGCGUUGGUUUCUACGGCAACAGCGAGACGGACGACGGCGUGGAGCGUUGCCUCGAGGGCCUGCAGAGCACGCGCGAAACCAUCGACACCGCCACCACGCUGGUGGGCAACACCCUCACCUCCCUGCGAGACGAGGUCACCCCUGACCUGCUGUCCCUGGAGAAGGCGUACGCCAAGCGUGCAGAGUUCCUGCGCCUCGUCAGACAGGCGCGCGUCCACCUGGGCACCCUGACGAGCCGGCUGGACGCCCUGCUGCCCCUGUGGAGGGACCCCUCGGGCCAGGGGGGCAGCACCUUGCAAUGGCUGCAGGAGCAGCUGACCAUCGUCGAGUUCUACCGGUGGCUGGCCUACGUGCUGCUGCUGUCGGUCGACCUCUUCACCUGCCUCCUGGUUCUGCUGGGGCUGGCCAAGCAGUCGCGCUGCCUCAUCAACCUGGCCGUGCUCAUGGGACUGCUCAUGCUCCUCGCCCACUGGUCCACGCUCGCCCUGCAGCUCGCCGGAUCCGUCGGCGCGAGCGACUUCUGCUUCGCACCGCGACAGUUCCUCGCCAACGUGACGCAGGCGCUCGGCACGGUGGAGCGAGACACGCUGAGCUACUACCUCGAGUGCCACCCGUCCUCCGUCAGCCCGUUCCAGACGGGCCUGACGGGCAGCGUGCGCGCCGUCUCCGAUCUCCAGUCGCUCGCGCUGGAGCUGCUGCUCUUCGGGGCGGUGGAGGUGCCAAGGACGCGGAAGGAGCUGGGCAAGGUGCAGGCGGAACUGAACGUGACGGAGACGGCCGUGCACCAGCUCACGGCGCUGCUCGACUGCCGGGCCCUCAACAAGGAUGUGCUGGCCGGGCUGACUGGCAUGUGUUGGGACGGCCUCAAGGGGCAGCUCCUGCUGUCGCUGUUCUCGCUCACGGGGGCCAUCGCCAUGAGCUGCAUCGUCUGCGCCAUCCCCACUGCCUGCGCGCGCUUCCGCAAGAGGGAGCGUUGCCGCGAGGACAACGAGGACCCGUUUGGGCCGCGCGCCAGCGGCGCCGCGUACCGCCACGCGGGCCGGAUGGCCUUCUCCAGCCUCUACAGCUACGGCAGCAGCUUCGGCAGCGAGGGCAGCCUCCCCGCUCUGGCGCACUGCCCGCCCUCGCACGGACUCGGGGCCACCGUGCCCUCCACCUCGGCCUCCUCCAACGCCGCCGCCGCCGCCAACCUCGCCAACGCGGGGGGGGGCGGUAGUUACACUGAAGAGGUGGGUCCCUUCAACAACAACCCCAUCUACGAGGAGGCCACCUUCUCGCGACGCCAGUCCCCGCCGCCCUCCCUGUUUUUGGCUGCUAGCAACGGGGCCAAUGGCCUCCUGUGGCAACCAAACACGCGGGACGGCACAAGUACGCGACGGCUAUGAGGCACCAUGGCACACGCGAGCCACGAGGAAGCCCCGCCCGGUUGGCAUGACAACCGGCCUCCUGGUACCACGCAGAUGCUAGCAGUGUCUGACGCCAGCUCCUGUCCCCCCCCCCC